GCCGGGGGCGCCGGGGGCGGGGCCUCGCGCGAGCUGUAGCGGCGGCCAGGCUGGGUCCGAGCAUCCUGCGGCUCUGGACCCGCCCGGCCCGGACAUGGCGACCGUCCGGGCCUCCGUGAGAGGGGCGCUGCUGCUGCUGCUGCUGCUGGCCGUGGCGGGGGUCGCCGAGGUAUCAGGGGGACUGGCCCCGGGCAGUGCGGGUGCAUUGUGUUGUAGUCAUUCAAAGGAUAACCAAAUGUGCCGCGAUGUAUGUGAACAGAUUUUUUCCUCUAAAAGUGAAUCUCGAUUAAAACAUCUGUUGCAAAGAGCCCCAGAUUAUUGCCCAGAAACAAUGGUUGAAAUUUGGAGUUGCAUGAAUUCAUCUUUGCCAGGUGUGUUUAAGAAGUCUGAUGGCUGGGUUGGCUUAGGCUGCUGUGAACUGGCGAUUGCCUUGGAGUGUCGACAGGCAUGCAAGCAGGCAUCUUCAAAGAAUGAUAUUUCCAAAGUUUGCAGAAAAGAAUAUGAGAAUGCUCUUUUCAGUUGCAUUAGCAGAAAUGAAAUGGGCUCGGUUUGUUGCAGUUAUGCAGGUCAUCACACAAACUGCCGAGAAUACUGUCAAGCCAUUUUUCGAACAGACUCUUCUCCUGGUCCAUCUCAGAUCAAAGCAGUGGAAAAUUAUUGUGCUUCCAUCAGUCCACAAUUAAUACACUGUGUGAACAAUUAUACCCAGUCUUAUCCAAUGAGGAACCCAACAGAUAGUUUAUAUUGCUGUGACAGAGCUGAAGACCAUGCUUGCCAAAAUGCCUGCAAGAGAAUUCUGAUGUCUAAGAAAACAGAAAUGGAGAUUGUUGAUGGUCUCAUCGAGGGCUGUAAGACCCAGCCCUUGCCUCAAGAUCCUCUUUGGCAGUGUUUUCUUGAAAGCUCACAGUCUGUUCACCCUGGAGUCACUGUACACCCUCCUCCCUCUACUGGCCUUGAUGGGGCUAAAUUGCAUUGUUGUUCUAAAGCAAACACUUCAACGUGUAGGGAACUCUGCACUAAACUUUAUAGCAUGAGCUGGGGCAAUACACAGAGUUGGCAAGAGUUUGAUCGUUUUUGUGAAUAUAAUCCAGUGGAAGUGUCCAUGUUGACCUGUUUAGCAGAUGUCCGGGAACCUUGCCAGUUGGGCUGUAGAAACCUUACUUACUGUACUAAUUUUAACAACAGGCCAACAGAACUUUUCAGGAGUUGUAAUGCUCAAUCGGAUCAAGGAGCCAUGAAUGACAUGAAGCUGUGGGAGAAAGGAAGCAUAAAGAUGCCGUUUAUCAACAUACCUGUUCUUGAUAUUAAAAAGUGCCAGCCAGAAAUGUGGAAAGCAAUAGCAUGUUCACUGCAAAUAAAACCUUGUCAUAGUAAAUCCCGGGGAAGUAUUAUUUGCAAGUCAGAUUGUGUGGAGAUUCUCAAAACAUGUGGAGACCAGAACAGAUUUCCUGAAGACCACACAGCUGAAAGUAUCUGUGAGCUUCUGUCACCUACAGAUGACCUGGAGAAUUGUAUACCUUUGGAUACAUACCUCAGGCCAAGUACUUUAGGUAACAUCAUUGAAGAAGUGACCCAUCCUUGUAAUCCAAAUCCUUGCCCUGCCAAUGAGCUCUGUGAAGUGAACCGGAAAGGAUGUCCAUCUGGAGAUCCCUGUCUUCCUUACUCUUGUGUUCAAGGUUGCAAAUUGGGAGAAGCUUCUGAUUUCAUUGUCCGUCAAGGGACACUAAUCCAGGUGCCAUCAUCUGCAGGGGAAGUUGGUUGUUAUAAAAUCUGUUCAUGUGGACAAAGUGGACUUUUAGAAAACUGUAUGGAGAUGCACUGUAUAGACCUGCAGAAGUCCUGUAUUGUUGGAGGAAAAAGAAAAAGUCAUGGAACGUCCUUUAGUAUCGACUGCAAUGUCUGUUCUUGUUUUGCUGGCAGUUUGGUAUGUUUUACCCGCCUCUGCCUCAGCGAGCACAGUUCAGAAGAUGACCGCCGUACCUUCACAGGUCUGCCAUGUAACUGUGCAGAUCAGUUUGUGCCGGUGUGUGGACAGAAUGGACGCACUUACCCCAGUGCCUGCAUUGCUCGCUGUGUGGGUCUCCAAGACCAUCAGUUCGAGUUUGGAUCAUGCAUCUCAAAGGAUCCAUGUAAUCCUAAUCCCUGUCCAAAAACCCAAAGGUGCGUACCCAAGCCACAAGUCUGCCUGACAACUUUUGACAAGUUUGGAUGUAGCCAAUAUGAGUGUGUGCCAAGACAGCUUGCCUGUGACCAGGUCCGCGAUCCCGUUUGUGACACUGACCACAUGGAACACAACAAUCUCUGCACUUUAUACCAAAGAGGAAAAAGCCUCUCUUAUAAAGGCCCAUGCCAGCCCUUCUGCAGAGCCACAGAACCCAUCUGCGGGCACAACGGAGAGACCUAUAGCAGCGUGUGUGCCGCCUACUCAGAUCGUGUGGCAGUUGAUUACCAUGGGCCCUGCCAGGCUGUCGGGGUCCUCUCAGAACACAGUUCUGUGGCUGAGUGUGCUGCUGUGAAAUGUCCUUUGCUCUCAGCGACUGGGUGUAAACCCAUCAUCCCACCCGGUGCUUGUUGCCCACUAUGUGCUGGGAUGUUAAGAGUUUUAUUUGACAAAGAAAAACUGGAUACCAUCGCUAAGGUAACAAAUAAGAAGCCAAUAACAAUUCUGGAAAUACUUCAGAAAAUCCGCAUGCACGUGUCUGUCCCACAGUGUGAUGUAUUUGGGUAUUUCAGCAUUGAAUCGGAAAUCGUGAUCCUGAUCAUCCCUGUCGAUCACCACCCAAAAGCUCUGCAGAUUGAAGCCUGCAAUAAAGAAGCAGAGAAGAUCGAAUCUCUUAUCAACUCUGACAGCCCUACCCUGGCAUCCCACGUCCCUCUCUCUGCCCUCAUCAUCUCCCAGGUGCAGAUCUCUAGCAGUGUGCCAUCAGCUGCUGUCAGGGCUUGGCUUUCCCGCCGUUCCAUCCUUCUCCUCCUGCUCAGCCUGGGCCUCACCUCAUGCUUGCUCCGGACACAUAACUGAAUGCCCACAAAGGAGCAAAAGGUUCCUUGACCUACUUUUCCAUUUUGUAAAAGACAUUCAGGACUAUUGGUUUAUAGUUGAAUAGUGGCCAAGGAAAACCACACGUCACCUCUAUUCACCACACAGUGUUUGUUUUUUUUAUCUGCCAAUAUGAGUAGAGUUUUAUUGUUUUAUUUUUACAAAUGUUAAAAUACAUUCUCCCAAAUACUCAUAAAAAGAAGAUAUCUAUUGCUGGUGGAUUGCUACUUUAUGAUUUACAUUCAAAGCAAAUUUCUUGUCAGUGAUAAAUGAGAUGAUCACUUUUUAGAAAGAUAACUCACUUUACUAUCAGGUUUAUAUCAGAGAAACUUCAUUUCAGAGUUCCUUUAAGUAUUAAGGUUCCCUUUGUGUUUGUUUUUGUUUACAGAUAAUUAUCUACUCUACCUAGAAGCUAGGGGGUCUUAGUGAAGAGACACUACUAUUAGAGUAUGAAAUCAAGAUAAACUAUCUUUGAAGUUAUCAUGUAAAUCAUCAGGCAAAUUUACAGUAAAUUACAGAAGUUUAAUUCAGGACCCCAUAUUUUGUGUUAAGCAAAAGCAAGCUGAUUUAAUGGCACUCAGAUAAUUGUAUGUUGUAACAGUCUCAGUGGUCACUGAUUUGUGUCUGUGACUUUUGUGAAAGGGAGAGGUUACAUCGCAUCAAGGCAUCUUGCAUUAUGCAGUUUUUAUAUUAGCCAGAUGUCUAUUCUUCAGUAUUCAUCCGAGUUAAAUUUAGAGUUUUUAAGCAUCAAUCUUUAAACCAAUUGCUGCUACUUAUAUAAUUGCCAAAAAGUGAAAUAAUUAGUAGUUCAUGUAAAUAAUACAUGAUAUUUCUAUUUUAUUAUGAAGAAGGUGAAUAGCCAUAUUUGUAAAAUGACAAUCAUGUGUGUUAACCCAGGACUUUCUGUUCAUGAAAACACAUUUGCUUUUUGUGAUAUGCACAAUGUAGAUAAAUGUUCUGUCUUUCUUUUUUGAUAUAGAAUUAUAAAGAAUUGUGGUUUAUAUAUUUUUAAAUGUGAAGUAUUAAAAUGUUUGCAUGUUGUCUAAGAAAUUGAAUAUUUUGAAUGUGUUUCACAGUUUGGAAUAAGCUAUUCGAUGUAAUACUUCUUGUUUGUGUGCACCCAAACGUAGAUUUCACAUGAAGUAUUUUUUCAGUAUUAUAUGUACCCUCUGAAAUACAUAGGGAUAUACUUAUUAUGCCAAAAUGUUGUUGAAAAGUGGGCACUUAAAGCUUUCAGAUUAUCUCAGUGCUGAUGUAGCAUGUUUGUUGCAAUUGCUUCUUUUCUGUAUAAAUGUCUUCAAUGCAAUAUACUGGAAAGCUUUUCUAUUUUAAUAAAAAUAAUUUUAUAUGAU
Messenger RNA from Carlito syrichta (Philippine tarsier), 4389 nucleotides. RefSeq names its product reversion inducing cysteine rich protein with kazal motifs (gene RECK). NCBI's taxonomy places the organism in Eukaryota, Metazoa, Chordata, Mammalia, Primates, Tarsiidae. Gene Ontology annotation, cellular component: plasma membrane. The transcript has 21 exons. Gene Ontology annotation, molecular function: protein binding; metalloendopeptidase inhibitor activity. Gene Ontology annotation, biological process: blood vessel maturation; extracellular matrix organization; sprouting angiogenesis. The coding region runs from base 95 to 3019 and encodes 974 amino acids. The record is from RefSeq and is a predicted model, not a curated record.